Molecule: messenger RNA, 4994 nt
Organism: Hylaeus volcanicus
Lineage: Eukaryota; Metazoa; Arthropoda; Insecta; Hymenoptera; Colletidae
Gene: Oseg4
Product: WD repeat-containing protein 35
Exons: 2
Coding region: 306-3860 (1184 amino acids)
Biological process (GO): non-motile cilium assembly; protein localization to cilium; intraciliary retrograde transport
Cellular component (GO): intraciliary transport particle A; non-motile cilium
Molecular function (GO): protein binding
Source: RefSeq, a predicted model, not a curated record
UAACGGUACAUGUGCGUACCUUCAAUUCAAUAUAUACGUAUAAUCAAAGAUGGUUGUUUACAGUACCGUUUCUCCAAUUAAAUUUUUGUUUUGCUCAUAUCAAUCAUUAAGACUGUUCAAAUGUAUUAAUUAAGUAGAGCCAAUACUUUAGGAGCAGACUGAGAAUGCUCUAAAACAUGAUAUAUUUUAAAAACACUGAUGACAAAUAAUAAAUUUUGUUUAUUAAUUAACACAUAUUACAUUGUAAGCGUUAUCACUGUGCAAUAACAAGUUAAUAAGAAGAUUAAAUACUCUACACAGUCAAGAUGUUUGUGUACUUGAGUAAAAAAAUAGCAAUACCAAAUAACUUCCGGCUCAAUUGUAUAGCAUGGAACCAAAAGGAAGGAUAUAUAGCAGUCGGAGGAGAGGAUGGAUUGUUGAAAGUACUCAGAGUGGAUUCUAAUGCUAGUGGUUCUAUCAGCGGUGGAAAGUCUCGUAUUUUAACUGCUGCCAGUAAUUUAAGUAUGAAUCAGACUUUGGAAGGUCACAAUGGACAUGUGCAAGUAGUUACUUGGAAUGAACAGCAUCAAAAAUUGACCUCUAGCGAUCAAAAUGGCGUGAUCAUUGUUUGGAUGUUGUAUAAAGGUUCUUGGUACGAUGAAAUGAUAAACAAUUGUAAUAAAUCAGUUGUAAAAGGAAUGUCAUGGAGUUUGGAUGGUCUAAAGAUCUGUAUAGUUUACGAAGAUGGAACAGUCAUUGUGGGAUCGGUUGAAGGUAAUAGAAUCUGGGGAAAAGAGUUGAAGAAUGUAUCUCUCGCUGCUGUACAAUGGUCUCCUGAUGGAAAACUCCUACUGUUUGGAUUGAAGAAUGGUGAAGUUCAUCUUUACGACAAUCAAGGUGUCUUUUUAACAAAGUUGAAUAUGAUACCAGUCAACAGUGGACAAUCUCAAACUAUAAUGGCACUGCAAUGGUAUGAUGGGAGGAAUGGUUAUAUUGCUUUGGAUUGCCCAACGCUAGCUGUUUGCUAUCGAAAUGGCAAAGUACAACUUAUGAGAGAUACAAGCGAUGAUAAUCCAAUUGUAAUAGAAACUGGUCUGACAGCAGCAUGGUGUUGUUGGAAUAGCUGUGGUUCUUUAUUGGCAGUGACAGGUCUGACGACUUCGUUGGGUAAUGGAGAAACAAAAGAUACAAAUGUUAUUCAGUUCUAUACUCCAUUUGGUAAACACAUGAGAACCCUGAAAGUACCUGGUAGAGAGGUCACAUGCUGCGCAUGGGAAGGAGGAUCUCUCAGAGUAGCUUUGUCAGUUGAUUCUCACAUAUAUUUUGCAAAUAUUCGCUUGGAUUACAAGUGGACUUACUUCAGCAACACGGUUGUGUACACGAAUGAAAAGAUUGGUAAAGAUGGUAUUUGUAUUAUGUUUUGGAAUACUGUUAACAAUACAUGUUGCAAUAAAUAUGUAAGAGCAUUGAUAUCAAUAGAUUCGUAUGGAGAGCACUGUGUUUUAGCGGUGAAAAACGAUCUUGUACAGGGAUCAGAACAGUUUGCUCUUUUAGUUUGCAAUUCGAUAGCCACUCCAAUAGACACGAAGUUCAUAGAUUUGGAGCCAUUAUGGGUAACCAUGACUAACAGCGUUGUUGUUACAGCAUCCAAGAACAAUUUUUUGGUAUGGAGUUAUCGUACUCCACGUAAUAGCAUGUUACAUUCAGGACGGCUUAAGAGAGACAAGAUUUAUCACAUUGAUGAAACUCCAACUGGAGUGACAGAAGUAAUUCAAGAUUUAGAUAAAGACAGAUCAUUUGUAACGCCUAUCAACACUAAAGCUACUAUGGACCCCAUAUGCUGUCUAUCCGCGACUGACAAUGUUUUGUUAGUAGGCAGGGAAUCUGGAAUGAUUCAGCGCUAUUCCUUGCCGCAGAUAACUCUUACAAACAGAUACAACACAGCUUGCAAACUUUCUAAAAUCGCAAUCAACUGCGACUCAACUCGCGUGUCCAUCAUGAAUACGAAUGGUAUCUUGACCAUGUUGGAUUUAGAGGUAGAUUCUAAAAGGAACGGUUCCAAGGAUGGUGAGUCGGGAGAUGAUAUAAACAAAUUUGAAAGGAAAGACGUAUGGGCUAUGUGCUGGGCACAAGAUAAUCCAACUCUAUUAGCGAUCAUAGAAAAGACUCGAAUGUACGUUCUGAGGGAAUUCGACCCAGAAGAACCGAUACCUUGUUCUGGAUACAUAUGUUCAUUCCAGGAUUUGGAAAUACGUUGUGUUUUGUUGGAUGACCUCAUGCAGAAGCCAGAGGACACAAGGAGCGAGUUGAUCGUAGAUUUAGAAGUAAAGUCUUUGAGAGACACAAGAGAGUUGCUUAACAAAGUAGGACUGAAGGAAGCAAAUAACUUCAUUCAGGACAAUCCUCAUCCACGAUUGUGGCGUCUAUUGGCGGAGUCUGCGCUGAAGAAGUUGGACCUGGAGACUGCUGAAAAUGCGAUGGUUCGUUGCACAGAUUACUUGGGUAUACAAUUUAUAAAGCGUUUGCAAAACGUGCACAACGAUCAGCUGAAGAAAGCCGAAGUAGCGGCGUACCUUGGUAACUAUGACGAAGCGGAGAAAUUGUAUUUGGACAUGGACAGAAGGGACCUGGCGAUUUUAUUGCGCCAAAAACUGGGAGACUACUUCCGCGUGGUGCAACUUAUGAAAAUGGGCAUUGGUGGAUCCGACAAGCAGAUGGAAUAUGCUUAUAAUAAAAUUGGAGAAUACUAUGCUGAAAGGCAGAACUGGGAGGGUGCGAAAGAGUACUACGAAAAGAGCAGAAACUUGGAGAAACUCAUAGAAUGCUACUACAAGUUAGAAGACUUCGUUCAACUGGCAGGAACGGUGCAGCAAUUACCGGAUAAGAGUUCUUUAUUGAAAACAGUCGCAAGGAUGUUAGCAUCUGUUGGCAUGUGUUCUCAGGCAGUUGCAGCUUACAUAAAAUACGGAGACGUAAAGUUGGCCGUCGACACUUGCGUUCGUUUGAAUCAUUGGGACCAGGCAGUCGAACUAGCUAGGACUUAUAAAAUGGCCCAAAUCGGAGAAUUGUUGAAUAAAUAUGCUAUUCAUCUUUUAUCGAAUGGCAAGAGACUGCAGGCGAUAGAAUUAUAUAAGAAAGCAAAUUACAACUUGGAAGCAGCCAAGUUGCUCUUCCAAUUGGCUAGAGAGCAGACAAGAAGUAGAACGAAUCCAUUGCGCGUGAAGAAGAUAUACAUUCUGGCAGCGUUAUUAAUCGAGGACCACAUUAAUAGUACUCCAGCUAUUAAAGGAGCCCGAAGUAGCAUUGUGAUGGGUUUAGCAGAGAACAACGAAGACACUCGUGUGAUAGAAAAUGCCUGGAAGGGUGCAGAAGCUUAUCACUUCCUUUUAUUGGCUCAUAGACAGAUAUAUUCAGGACACUUUGACGAAGCUAUGAAAACAGCUUUGCGACUCCGAGAAUAUGAAGAUAUUUUGGAACCAGAGGACAUUUACUGUCUGCUUGCUUUAUCUAGUGCUGUUAAUCAAGCCUUUGCUGUUUGCUCCAAGGCGUUUAUCAAGUUAGAGUCAUUGGAGACUAUCCCGGAAUCGACUAGAGAAGAGUACGAAGACUUGGCAGUCGAUAUUUUCACCAAGAACAGUCCAAACGACGUGCGCAACUCCAAAGCGGAAUGUGCAAAUUGUGAGAGCCUUGUCCCGGAUUGGUGCGUCGCUUGUCCCAAUUGUAUGACAAGAUUUCCUCCUUGUAUUAUUUCUGGAAAGCCGCUAAUGGAUCUCAGUAAUGCGUGGAUAUGUACCGUUUGCAGACAUCAUGUCGCCACAGAACGCGACGUCGUUAAUAUUAAUGCUUGCCCCUUGUGCCACAGCACAGUUACGUAUAUGUAGCUCGUCCAAGUGAGUAUGUACUGCGCAAGCAUGGCACUUACGAUUCGUUGUUUUAUUUUAUAUGCUUAACGUGUACAAAGCAUGUUACAGCUUCACGUAUAUACACUUGGCUCGAAACAAUUAGAGGUACAACAAUUGAAGAAAAUGAUUGCAUUAAAAAAAAAGAAGUCUAGUCCAGUGUACUGAGUUGGAAUAAUCAAAUAAUUUAUUUUUAUCCAAAAGAUAGGAGGAAAACGAUGAAGGAAAAAACACGAAUGAAUUAUAUAUAAAAAAUGUUUAAUGGACAAAUUGUAAAUUAGCAAUCUCUUAAUUGUUUUGAGCAGUAUUCAUUACUAGAAUAUAGUCGUUUAUGUACAGGGCGAUUCUUUACAUUUUUAAAUUAAUAGCAGUUACACUCAAGCAAUUAAUUUUAUCAGUGCAAUUGCACCAAAACAAAAAAUAUAUUAUUGAAAGAUACUGUUGUAUCAAUUUUUUGUAUCCAUGUUUGGGAAUGAGUUAUAGCUUGCUCCAGUUCCUAGAUUCAUCCUGUAUAUUGCAAACUGGAUACGUGAUUUUGGAAAGUGGCACAGCAUGACACACCAAAAACAAAACAAGUUUGCUUUAUAUGGUGCGAUACAAAAAAUUAAUAAUGUCUGAUCUCAGUUAUAAGUUCAAAAAUAUUUAUGUAUUUUACAUGGUAUAUUAUUAUGGAAUAUUCCUUAUAUAAAUUAUUGUUGACAUUAACGUAUAGCAAUGAGAACUUGUGCGACACUUCGUUAAAAUUUAGAUUACAGACUUUAGAAUUAGUAUUGAAAGACUGCAUCUUUUGUUUUAGACUUCUGUUCGUUAUAGAAGAAGAAAACUAUGACACAUAUUUAUUUAUUUUUUAUUGUCUAAUAAUUUGUAUACACUAAUAAUUAGAAUGAUAUCAGGUUUCAAAAUGUUUUAAUAUGUAGAUGGAAUUUAUAAUAGGUAAUAGAAGUAUUUCCGUCCAUUAAUUAAGGUAUUAAUGCCGUCCAAUGCUAUAAUGCAUCAACAAGAAAUUGAUAAUAUCUACACGAAGACAUUAAGAGUGGCCUUCGAUUAUAAUCUUUGUCCAUCGUAUUUUAUGCUUCUCAUAUUGUCAACCAUUGUUUGCAUUAAACAUAUUUUCAA